AUGGUGACCAGAUUAUUCAGAAUUGACGUCAAGAAGAGCUUUUCUUCAGCUACCACUUGUCUAAGAGAGUGGAGAUUGGUGGAAAGUAGAAGGGUUGCGAAACAACCUGAUUACAAAAUUGGUGAUUUCAGACCACUGUAUAUCCCAAAGAAGAGAAAAGUGUUUGCAGAUUAUAAAUACGGUCCAUCAAACAUUUUCAAGCAGAGCAAUAAGGGGUUAUAUGGUGCCUCCUUCGUGCAAUAUGGUAAUAACAUCCCAGAGAGCAAGACCAAGACAAGAAGAAGGUGGCUACCAAAUAUUGUAAAAAAAGGUUUAUGGAGCGAAACUUUAAACAAAAAAAUCAGCCUCAAAAUGACAGCCAAAGUUUUGAGGACCAUAAGUAAAGAAGGUGGUAUUGACAACUACUUGACCAAAGAAAAAUCCGCGAGAAUCAAAGAACUGGGCCCGUUGGGCUGGAGAUUACGUUACACAGUUCUUAAAAAACAAGAUUCUAUCAAAAACCCACCACAUAAAGAUGCUCAACUAAUCGAAAACUCAAACGGUGAACAAGUUACAGUUUAUUACAACGAACAAGUGAACGGCGCACCUCUGAGAAUAACCGUUGGAAGAAGAAAACUCAUGCAGUUUCUCUAUCCUUUGGAAAAAUUGGAGCGCAAGGCAGACAAUAUAUCUAUCGAUCACCACAGGUUUGUUGAGCUUUAUUCAAAUGCAUCGAUUAAUGAGCUUUUGACAAAGCUACAGCAGUACGGUUUCGAUUUAUCUACCAUCAGCAUAUGA
Molecule: messenger RNA, 777 nt
Organism: Zygotorulaspora mrakii
Lineage: Eukaryota; Fungi; Ascomycota; Saccharomycetes; Saccharomycetales; Saccharomycetaceae
Gene: MRPL24
Product: mitochondrial 54S ribosomal protein bL28m
Exons: 1
Coding region: 1-777 (258 amino acids)
Cellular component (GO): mitochondrial large ribosomal subunit
Molecular function (GO): structural constituent of ribosome
Source: RefSeq, a predicted model, not a curated record